ACAGAGAACCUGACUGAUUCCUUGGACGUCCGUCUUCAGCUCGUUAUGGUUACAGGCUACCCUACAUCUGGGAAAUCAACAAGAGCCAAACAGCUAUACGACGACUUCUCCGAGCGCCUCAAGACCCCAGCAGGGUCCAAAUACCGCCUCCAUCUCAUAUCAGACGAGACGCUGUCGAUAUCGCGCUCCGUGUACGACCUGUCACCCGACAAGGUACCCGAGCACACCAGGUCCGCCAACGCCUCGGAGAAGGAUGCACGCGCCGCCAUCUAUGCCGCCGUGAGGCGGGUGCUCUCGCCGCGGGACAUCGUCAUACUCGACCACCUGAACUACAUCAAGGGCUGGCGCUACCAGCUCUUCUGCGAGGCCAAGAACAUCAGCACACCCAGCUGUGUGCUGCAGAUAGGGUGCAGCGUCGACAAGGCCAGGGCCGUCAACGAAGAGCGCUUGGCGCGUAGGGACGGUUCUCGGAGCAACGAGACAGCUGCAGAGGAUGCCACUGUCGUGGAGCCGUACGAGCAAGCUAACUGGGACAAUCUCGUAUUCCGGUACGAGGAACCGAAUCCCAUGAGCCGCUGGGACAGUCCUCUCUUUGCGCUGGUCUGGGACGAUGACGAAUCGCGCGCCAAGGAGGUUUUCCAGGACAUCUGGGACGGAAUCGCAGGGGAGGGCCGGGAAAAGGUUGUCCCCAACAAGGUGGUUAUCCAGAGGGGCAAGGACGCCGGAGGCGAUUACCUCUACACGCUUGACAGGGAGACUCAGGCCAUUGUGAAGAGGAUAUUGGAGCUGCAACCUGACGAGGGUGGUGGAGAGAUAAAAAUACCCAAGGCUUCCGGGGAUGGCGAUCUGAUUUUAGAACUACCUGGGAGAAAACUGCUUCUGCCGCAGCUCCAGAGACUACGGCGGGCGUUUUUGGGCAUGAACCGGGGUGGGAUUGGUCUGGAAGGACUGGGCAACAUGUCGGUCGCGAGGGUGCAGGAAAGCUUUGUCGGGAGGCUCCAUUUUGGUACCAUGGCGCUGUUGACACAGACGUUUACGGCAGCAUCGAACAACUCUAUCGACCUGCGUCUCACCGAGUUGGACCGUUUGCUGAGUCGACUACAACAGUCCGCCCUGCGUGCUAGCGCCGAGAGGCAAAGGCUACUCCUUUCAAAUGCGUUUGCAAGGGAGAAACUCUCCACGAGUAUCGAGCAUGCUCGCGCCCAGCUGAGUGGGCUCGAGCGGGAUGCCCUGGGUGUCAAAAUCCAUGCGCAUCGCCAGGGCCUUCAGGUCAACCUCACUCGCAAGAGAGAGAUUGUGGAGGAGCUGGUGGAGAGGAUGAGGGAUCUGGAGGAGAUGGCCGGGAGCAUGUCAAGUGGCGACAAAGAUGAUGAAGAUGACGAAGACGACGGUGGCGAUGACGUCCUGAGUGCAAUCGGUGUUUCGACGAGCAGCGGCACUGAUGAGGUCAUUCCUACCCCGAGCGAGAGCAUGGACUCGACGUCCGCCGACUCUGGCAUACACGGCAUAGAGCCCACAGCAGCAACGAUCCCGUCACCGGCUCAGAGGCACGAUGAAGGCAGCAAGGAGGCGGCCCAAGCUGUAGCUGCUCCCGCUCACAAGGCGCCCGAAACCACCACUACUCAAUCGAUACGGUCACGGGGUGCAAAGCAAUCUUCCUCGGUCGAAGGUCAGGGCGCCAAGCCGCCGGCCGCGACAACAGCAGCGGCGACCACGACAGGCCACAACCUGUUUGGCAACCGCGAGAGGGAGGCGGGCGACCUCACGACGGCCACCACCGAGGCGAUCCUCGAUCAGCAGCGGGCCGAGCAGGAGCAGCUGUCCGAGUCCAUGGUCAAGAUGGCAAGGAGCCUCAAGGAGUCGUCGAGGGCCUUUGCCGCCUCGCUCGAGGAGGACCAGGCCGUGAUGCAGCGUGCCAGCGAGGGGCUCAACAAGAACGAGCUCGGCAUCGAGGCCGCCACGAGGAGGAUGGGCACGCUGAGAAAGAUGACCGAGGGUGAGGGCUGGUGGGGCCGCAUGAGGCUGUAUGCCAUGGUCUACGGGCUCAUGGUGGCUCUGAUAUUGUUUGUUUUUGUUAUUCCGAAGCUCCGCUUCUAG
Pyricularia pennisetigena is the source of this 2097-nucleotide messenger RNA. RefSeq lists its product as uncharacterized. The coding region runs from base 46 to 2097 and encodes 683 amino acids. The record is from RefSeq and is a predicted model, not a curated record. The transcript has 3 exons. Lineage: Eukaryota; Fungi; Ascomycota; Sordariomycetes; Magnaporthales; Pyriculariaceae.